AUGGCACCUCAACUCAAGAUCAACGCCGUGGCCUUCGUGUCACCCCAGAAUCACCCAAUACUCAUCAGAACAUUCUCUAAGCAAGAGCAUCCCAUCAAAUAUCACUAUAUCGCGCACACCAGUUUAGAUGUGAUCGAAGAAAGAGUUGCCGCCGGGGGGAAGAUGACUGAGUGCUACCUUGGGCUGCUGUAUACAAUGGAGGAUGUUGCCGUCUAUGGAUAUAUAACUCCGUUGAAAGUCAAGAUCAUACUGGCUCUUGCCCUCUCCGACGCCGUUGUUCGCGACCUGGAAAUCACGACCAUAUUCAAGGCCCUCCACAUGGCCUAUUACUCCGCUAUAUCCAACCCAUUUCUCAAGUUGAUUGACGGUACAAGCGACCCAUCGCCCUACCUGGCCCUUAACAGUCAACAGUGGAAGGGCUUCAACAAGAAGGUGGAUGAGAUAACUAGGGUGGUGGGCGGUGCUCCGACUUCCUAA
Messenger RNA from Pleurotus ostreatus (oyster mushroom), 477 nucleotides. RefSeq lists its product as uncharacterized. The coding region runs from base 1 to 477 and encodes 158 amino acids. Gene Ontology annotation, biological process: endoplasmic reticulum to Golgi vesicle-mediated transport. The record is from RefSeq and is a predicted model, not a curated record. Gene Ontology annotation, cellular component: TRAPP complex; cytoplasm; nucleus. The transcript has 3 exons. Lineage: Eukaryota; Fungi; Basidiomycota; Agaricomycetes; Agaricales; Pleurotaceae.